GUCGCCCGCCGACUCUGCUUGUGCUUGUGUGACUCGCGCCGCUCCGUGCACCGCACUCGUGCUCCGAACACGACGCGUGCCGCCCCGCUGUGGCCGCGAACCGCGACCUCUACGCUACCGGCGAAUCGUUUCUCCUAACUUACGUGCAACUUGCUAUGUUUUAACUUACGGACAUUUUACACUCCCUUACCCGGCUUGUUUAUCCCUCAUCAUAGUUGAGCCCCGCACCGCACCGGCUUGCUCGCUGACCGCCGAGCCGCUAAUCUAGCUUUUUCGCGCCCCACCGUCGCCCGCCCAGACCCGCACCGGCCGCCGCCAUGCUCGCGCACCAAGCACCGCUCGCCCUCUACUAAACUCAACCGUCAACAUCGAUAAGAACGCGUGUGAUAAUAAUAUUUUAAUACUCGCCUAAAUAAGCUUGCAACGUCGGUGUCUUUAAUUCUAACUUAAUUGUAAGAUUAAUCAACUAGUAAGUAGGUACCUAGCGUGGUAGCCGCGUCCGUGCGUGUGUGUCGUAGUGUAGUGAGGGUGCGCGAUCGACGCCAGUGGCCGCAGCAGCAUCUCUCUAGCCGUGUGACCAGUGCAUGCUGAGAGCGCGCGGGCGCGCUCGCUCCCCGCCGCCUAUGCGCCGCACUCGCUCUGCGUAAUUGUGCGCGCAUCUACCGCCCCUGAAUUUUAUGGCAGCAAUGGCCACCAUGGUGAACAUGAAUAACCUCUUAAACGGCAAGGACUCACGUUGGCUACAGCUUGAAGUGUGCCGCGAAUUUCAACGGAAUAAGUGCUCGCGACCCGACACCGAAUGCAAGUUUGCGCAUCCCCCGGCUACCGUGGAGGUGCAGAAUGGAAGAGUUACCGCCUGCUACGACAGUAUCAAGGGUCGGUGUAACCGCGAGAAACCACCUUGCAAGUACUUCCAUCCACCCCAACAUCUGAAAGAUCAGUUGCUAAUCAACGGCAGGAAUCAUCUAGCACUGAAGAACGCACUAAUGCAGCAGAUGGGCCUGACGCCCGGCCAGGUGCUGCCUGGCCAAGUCCCCGCUGUGGUGAGUCACCCAAGCUACGCUCCCUCCUACUACUACCGAAGCUUCGAGCGAUCGGACCUCCACACUAAUGUGGGCGGCGUGGGCGGUGCGGGCGCGGCUGCCAGCCACCUCGCCGCGCUGGACCCGAUCAGUCUGGCGUUGCUCGCCCCGCAGGCGACGUCACCGUACCUGUCGGGCGUGCCGGGCGUGGGCUCGACGUACGCGCAGUAUUACGCGCCGCAGUUGGUGCCGGCGGUGCUGGGCCACGACCCCGCCGCAGCCGCCGCCUCGCCGCUCGGCGUCAUGCAGCAACCCGUGCUGCAGCAGAAGCUGCCGCGCACCGACCGCUUAGAGUUACUGGACACCCUCCCGGUGUGCCAAGAUUUUAAUCGACAAGGAUGUACAAGACCUACCUGCAGAUUUGUUCAUAUUCGUGAAGGGUGCGGGCUGCAGGUGGUGGGGUGUCGCGUGGUGGUGUGUCGCGACGCCGCGGCCGGCACGUGUCGCCGCGCCGCCUGCCGCUACUACCACAUCCCCGUACAGCUGCCGCCAGCGCUGCGCCCCCCCUAACCUGCCCCCCCGCCACCCGUCCACCGCCGCACCCGAGCCCUCAUCCCUCCUCCCCCUCCCUCACCCCUCCACCUCCACCUCCACGUGAUCCGACCCAUCCCCGCAUCGCCCGCGCCCCGCGUUAUCCAUAUCGAUCGCGCCUCUGGCACACUCGGGAAAGGCAGGUUCGGCAAGUAUCCUACUGUCGCUCCCGCGGCUGAGGUGGUGAUAUCUUAGUGAAUAUCGGUUAGUGUAGAGCGGCCGGGGCGGGCCGCGUGCGCAGUUAGCGCCGGCGCCCCGCCCCCGUCUGGAGAGCGUUAUAGUCUUCGGGAAGAGUGUGUACAUAAGUAGCGGGAUAUGAUUCUCAGGCACGGUCAUACGAUUGUGAUAUGAAUAGAUUUCGAGACGCCGGAGCCGUUUGAGUAAUUUUAUCGAGAUCGUACCGAGAUCGUCGAAUAGUAGUUAGUGAGGUUUCAAAUGUUUUAUUACUAUUGUAUAUUAUUUUUUUUAAGAUACGAUAUGAGUUCCUGUAAAGAUCAGUGUGGUCGCCAUCGGGCGCUGCACGUAAACUUUGUUGUAUAUAAGCAAGCGGUGUAAUGUUUAUGGGUGGUGCGGAGCGCACCGUCGCCGCCGGCGCCGGUCCGUUCGCGGCCGGCGGCCGAUGCCGGUGUCAAAAGUUGCAUCACCCCACUCCUAACGUGAGCAUUUUUGUGAGAAUUAUGUUACUUUUUUACGUAUGUUAUAAAAUUAUUUUUUUCUAGAUGACAAGUUUUACACUAGAUUAGAUUAAGUGAGUCAGUAAUGAAACACCAAUAGAGUAGCCGCUUCUCUCCCUCGGCACUGAAACUUUUGACGCCGGAGCACAACUCGCGCGACUGGUGCCGCGCGCUCGCUCGCUGCGACUAGUCGGUACGUCGUUCUUCCCUUAUGGAGCCAUCCCGUUCGCACCACAUCCCACGUCCCACGACGCGCGUGCGUCGUCCAGUUCACACUUUAGCAUAGAUCGCGACACUCGUAGAGUGAUAGAGGACAGAAAUUCAUAAUACAAUGAACGUUAUCGGACAAUAUUAAACGAAGAAGGCAUACUUCCAAGCUAUUUACCUAAAUUCUAGGAUAGAACGUCGGCUUUUAUUCCAGAUAGAUUUUGCUAGAUAAUCAUUCUUUUACCGGUCGAUUCCCGUCUAUCGAUGCACAAAAUAUUACCGACGAUCGAGUCCGAUUACCUCUCGGUGAUGACAGCAUAAAGAAAUAGCUACCUAUAUUGUUUUCAACACAACAGUAUUAACGUUUUGAUCAAAUUUAUCUCGUCGUAUGUAUGUAGAGGUGAUAUGCGGAUAGAGAGAGAGGCGGGUGCGCGCGCGCCGAGUCGCGUGUGUCGCUCGAGUCGCUAGUGUCGCUCGCGGCCAGUAUACUGUAUAGAGUCGCAGUGUCGCACGCACGACGCGGCCGGCGCGCGCGUCCCGAAGGCAUGGAAGCCUAAUGCCUAAUAUUAUUCCUAGUCCAUAUCCUUUUUGUUGAUCAGUCAUGCGAUUAAUGUUAGAAUAAAUAUUAAUAAUUUGAUUUAUUCCUCCCAUUUAGUGGAUAUUUUGAUAAUGAUAUAUUAAUAAUGAAAUAUUUAAGAUACAUAAUACAUAUUUGAUUCUAAAUCCUGAUAAAGUGACACUACGUUAGUAAUUUAGUCGGAGGGAUACUUGUGCCGUGAUUAUAUUUUUAGGUAUAUAUUAUGAGAUAAUUCCUAGCGUCGGAAUUAAACAAGUGAUUAAUGUGUAAGCGUGUUAUAUUUAUUGUCGUAACGUAAGUGGAAUGCCAUAUCGAUAAAAGGUGAAUAUCGGAUGCGGAGUCAAACUCAUUAGUAACUCGUUGCGUUUGUGUUUAUGUUGAUUGUUAUUAUCAGUCCCGUGCUAGUGGCUAAGUGAACAGUUCACUUUUAUCAAUACGGCACUAUGAGUCUUAAAUAUAUAAGUUGUCAUAUUAUUUUUUGUUAAAAUUUAUCGUUUCAUGAUUUAUUUGUUGCCUAUAAUUUUUAUAAUCAAAAUUUUAUGAUCUGACGCAUUUAUUGUAAGACAAUCGAUUACUUUUAUAAUUAAUUAGUGUGAUAAUAAUAAUUAUGGUAUCAAAUUGCCGUUAUGAAAUAUAGAACAUCGAAAGUAUCCUUCCUGUUUAGAAGGGACUCUUCUGGCCCAAGGUUUCUAGUGGAUUUUAUAUUUUUCUUUUGUUGUAUUUUUAAUGUUGCGUGUGUCUUACACAUAAUAUAUUUCAUUUUUGUGAUAUUUUUAACUAUAAAGUACUGUUAUUAUAAAUCCAAAUGGAAUAAUGAUGACCUAAUUAAUAUUCAAGAAUUUAUUUGUAAAUCACAAAAAAAAAUGUAAAACUGUAAAUAUAUUGACAAAAAAAUGAACUGCAACACAAUAAUUGAUUAUUAUAUCUCUCAUCAAAUACACUGUAAGUUGUUUGAGUACCUAAGUAAUGGUAUCUUAUUAUGUAGUAUGUACCUACAAUCUACUUAUUGUAAACCGGUCCAGUGAACAAAGUAUUGAUAAUAUUGUGAACAUUUUUUUAUUCACGAACAAUCACAGAAAGUACAUGACAUUGUAAUAUUAUUUAUGAAAUUACUAUGUGAUGUGAUCUUCGGAUCAAUUUUGAGUACAGUAUAGAUAAUAAACAACUGAAUAUGUGA
Spodoptera litura is the source of this 4248-nucleotide messenger RNA. NCBI's taxonomy places the organism in Eukaryota, Metazoa, Arthropoda, Insecta, Lepidoptera, Noctuidae. The record is from RefSeq and is a predicted model, not a curated record.